This is a messenger RNA of Eutrema salsugineum, 1163 nucleotides long. RefSeq names its product chlorophyllase-2, chloroplastic. The coding region runs from base 39 to 1043 and encodes 334 amino acids. The transcript is spliced from 2 exons. Lineage: Eukaryota; Viridiplantae; Streptophyta; Magnoliopsida; Brassicales; Brassicaceae. Gene Ontology annotation, molecular function: chlorophyllase activity. Gene Ontology annotation, biological process: chlorophyll catabolic process. The record is from RefSeq and is a predicted model, not a curated record.
CACUGCUUAUAAUAAUAUCUCCAACUCAUCUCACUUUCAUGAACCCACAAAAAAGGGUAAAAAAUAACAAAGAAAGAGAAGAAAAAAAAAUGUACUCUUCUUCAUCAAGAAACGCAUUUGAGGAUGGCAAAUACAAAACAGAUCUCUUAACCGUGGACUCAUCAUCUCACUGCUUCAGAACGACGCCGUCUUCUUCUUCUCCGGCUCCGCCGAAGGGUCUGUUGAUAGCGACGCCGGUGGAGGAAGGAGAAUAUCCGGUGGUGAUGCUCCUCCAUGGUUACCUUCUCUACAACACCUUUUAUUCUCAGCUUAUGUUGCAUGUCUCUUCUCAUGGCUUCAUCCUCAUCGCUCCUCAGUUAUAUAGCAUCGCUGGACCGGACACGAUGGAAGAGAUCAAAUCAACGGCGGAGACAAUGGAUUGGUUAUCCGUCGGACUUAACCACUUUCUUCCACCACAAGUAACACCAAACCUAACCAAAUUCGCACUCUCUGGCCAUAGCCGCGGAGGAAAAACCGCUUUUGCAGCUGCUCUAAAGAAAUUUGGAUACUCCUCGGAUCUAAAGAUCUCGACACUGAUCGGUAUAGAUCCAGUGGAUGGAAUGGGGAAAGGGAAACAAACCCCUCCUCCCGUUUUAACCUAUGAACCAAACUCAUUUGACCUAGACAAAAUGCCUAUUCUAGUGAUUGGUUCGGGGCUUGGUGAAACUGCGCGAAACCCGUUGUUCCCUCCGUGCGCGCCUCCUGGAGUUAACCAUCGAGAUUUCUUCCGGGAAUGUCAAGGUCCGGCUUGGCAUUUUGUCGCACAGGAUUACGGGCAUUUGGACAUGCUUGAUGAUGAUACAAAGGGGAUUAGAGGGAAGAGUUCUUAUUGUUUGUGUAAGAAUGGUGAAGGGAGAAGACCAAUGAGGAGAUUUGUUGGUGGAAUUGUUGUGGCAUUUUUGAUGGCUUAUUUGGAAGGAGAUAAUUCUGAGUUGGUUAAGAUCAAAGAUGGAUCUCACGAUGGUGUUUCCAUCGAAAUUCAAGAGUUUGAGGUUAAAAUGUAGGAACUAAUUUCCUUAGGGGUUGGUUUUUCCUAUUUUCUUUAUAGAUUAGUUGUUCUUUGUUGAAUGUAUCUUAUGAAGUUAUAAUGUAAAACUCUUUACUUAAGUGACCUCUUUUGACUC